AUGGCUUCGAUCACCCGCGAACAGACAGCGUAUACAACAACGUCUGCGAUUGACGCGCCGACAUCGCCCGCGUCGUUUGCCGCCCGCUUCAAGACCUCGGAGAUUCAUGCUGCGGCAUGCAAGCGCAUUGCGGGGCCGAUCGACGACGACCACUUUGACGCGCCGCUGCCGCGCUUUCGCCAGUCGUUCUGGGCCAGCACGGGGACCGUGAUGCGGCGCCAGCUCAAGCUCAUGGUGCGCAACACGGCGUACAUUCAAGGCCGGUUCGUCAUGGUCGUCGUCAUGGGCCUCCUCUACGGUCUUACAUUCUAUCAGAUGGACACGUCGCUGGCCCAAGUCACCAUGGGCAUGGUCUUCUCGGCCAUCAUGUUCGUGGCCAUUGGCCAAGCCGCCCAAGUCAACACGUUUUUUGCGUCCCGCGCGAUUUUUUACAAGCAGCGCGGCGCGAACUUUUACCGCACGGCCUCGUACGUGCUCUCGACGACGCUUGCGCAGAUCCCGUUUGCGAUCGGCGAGUCGAUUGUCUUUGGCUCGCUCGUCUACUGGAUGACGGGCUUUGUCAGCGACGGGUUUGCCUUCAUCGUCUUUCUCUGCGCGCUCGUGCUCGCAAAUCUGGCCUUUGCCGCGUGGUUCUUCUUCAUCUCGUCGGCAGCGCCGAAUCUGCUCAUGGCGCAGCCGCUCACGUUUCUCUCGAUUCUUGUCUACAUCCUCUUCGCGGGCUUCAUGAUCGUCAAGGACAACAUUCCGAAUUACCUCAUCUGGACCUUCUGGAUCAACCCGCUCACGUGGUGCUUCCGCGCGCUUGCGGUCAACCAGUACUCGAGCGACGAGUUCCAGAAGUGCUCGUACCAAGGCGUCGAGUACUGCGAGCGCACGGGCAUGAACAUGGGCGCGUACCAACUGUCGCUCUACGGCUACACGAACGACCGCGUCUGGAUCGUCUAUGGCUUCAUCUACUUAGCGGCGGCGUACGUUGUCUUUAUGGCGCUCUCGUGCUUCUUUCUCGAGUUCAAGCGCUACGAGAGCCCCGAAGGCACCAAUGCGACGGUCGAAGAGGAAGCCCACGCAGGCUCUGACGCCGAUGACAGCUAUACCUCGCUGCCUCCAACGCCAGUCUCGGGCGACUCUGUCGCCAUCGCGAUGCCGCCGUCCCGCGUGUCGCCCGUCACGAUCACGUUCCAAGACGUCUGGUACACGGUCAAGGAGAAGAACGGUGAAGACAAGCAUCUGCUCCGAGGCAUCUCGGGCUAUGCGCGCCCCGGCACCAUCACUGCGCUCAUGGGCUCGUCCGGCGCUGGCAAGACUACCCUCAUGGACAUCCUCGCUGGCCGCAAGACCGGCGGGACCACCCAAGGCAGCAUCACACUCAACGGCUUUCCCGCGACAAAGCUCGCCAUCAGCCGUGUCACGGGCUACUGCGAACAGACCGACCAGCACUGCGAGUCGGCCACGUUCCGUGAAGCACUCGAGUUCAGCGCCUUUCUGCGCCAGUCCAGCGACGUCUCGGAUGUCGACAAGAUGGCGUCGGUGGAGGAGUGCCUCACCUUGCUGGACAUGCACGGCUUGGCCGACACCAUCGUUCGCGGGUCGUCGGUUGAACAGAUGAAGCGUUUGACGAUCGGUGUCGAGCUUGCUUCGAACGCGAGCAUCCUCUUUCUGGACGAGCCGACGUCGGGGCUGGAUGCGCGGGCGGCCUUGCGCAUCAUGAAGGGCCUCACGCAGAUCGCCAAGUCGGGUCGCACGAUCGUGUGCACGAUCCACCAGCCGUCGUCCGAGGUGUUUGCCGUGUUUGACCAGCUUCUCUUGCUCAAGCGCGGUGGCGCGACCGUCUACUUUGGUCCGCUUGGCACGGGCAGCUCGCACCUCAUCGAGUACCUCGAGGCGAUUCCCGGUACGGUUCCGAUCGAGUAUGGCCACAAUCCGGCAACGUGGAUGCUCGAGGUCAUUGGUGCUGGCACGGCGGUCGUCGAGUCGACGACCGACUAUGCUGACAUUUUUGAAGCGAGCGAUCUAAAGAAGGCGCUGCUGGCCGACCUCGACGGCGAAGCUAGCAUGGUCCAAGAAGAGAUGGUCUUUGCGUCCAAGCGUGCGGCCGAGCCACGUGUUCAGUGCCAAUUGGUGUUGCAGCGGUUUGCCCGCAUGUACUGGCGCACGCCCUCGUACAACUUUACGCGCAUUCUCACCAACCUUGCGCUCUCGAUCCUCUUUGGUAUCAUUUACAUGGACACCGAGUACGCCACGUACAACGGCCUCAACGCCGGUGUCGGUGUCGUCUUUAUGGCGUCGCUCUUCAUCGGCAUGAUGGGCUUCAACAGCGUUCUGCCGCUCUUUGUGGAGGAGCGUGCGAGCUUUUACCGCGAGCGCGCGUGCCAGACAUACAAUGUGCUCUGGUACUUUCUCGGCUCGACGCUCGUCGAGAUCCCGUACGUCUUUGUCUCGGUUGCGGUCUUCGUCGUCAUCUUCUACCCGUUCGUGGGCUUUGUCGGCUUUGUCCAAGGCGUCUGGUUCUGGCUGUACAUGGGCAUCUUCGUGCUCAUGCAAGUCUACUUUGGCCAGCUCCUGGCGUGCGCGCUGCCGUCGAUCGAGGUUGCGAGCACGAUUGGCAGCUUGAUCAGCUCGAUCUUCUUUCUCUUCAUGGGCUUCAACCCGCCGACGUCGUCGAUCCCGAGCGGUCUCCAGUGGCUCAACACGAUCGUGCCGCCCAAGUACGGCCUUGCGCUCCUUGUCGCCAACACCUUUGCCAAGUGCGAUGCGCCGGGCGACGCCGACCUCGGCUGCCGCGUCAUGGAGGGCGUACCCCCGUCCGUGCUCCAGUCCAAGUUCAACAACGCGUCGACCGUGACCAUGAAGGAGUACGUCGAGGUCAUGUUCGAGAUGGAGUACGGCGACAACACCCGCAACGUGCUCGUGCUCCUUGGCUUUGUUCUGCUCUUCCGCCUCCUUGGCCUUCUCGCGAUGCGCUUUGUCAACCACCAAACGCGCUAA
Saprolegnia parasitica CBS 223.65 is the source of this 2985-nucleotide messenger RNA. RefSeq lists its product as hypothetical. Gene Ontology annotation, biological process: transmembrane transport. Bases 1 to 2985 code for a protein of 994 amino acids. Gene Ontology annotation, molecular function: ABC-type transporter activity; ATP binding; ATP hydrolysis activity. The transcript has 3 exons. The record is from RefSeq and is a predicted model, not a curated record. Gene Ontology annotation, cellular component: membrane. NCBI's taxonomy places the organism in Eukaryota, Oomycota, Saprolegniomycetes, Saprolegniales, Saprolegniaceae.